CCGCGGGCUUGUUCAAACGGACCCAGCGUGAGGAUGCGGCGAUCGGCGGCACCGAGCCAGCGCUUCAAGGCGCCAGGCAAGGCCAAAGGCGCCAUGAUGCGCGCAGCCUUCCUGCCUCCACGCACCGCGCACGGCACCGGCACCGCGAAACCAGUCACUGCGGCUGCUUCAACUCGUGCUGCAACCACUUCGUCUUCCGCGCCAGCAUCUACAGCAACAACGCCUGCAAAGGAGUCCAAGGCCACCGCAAGCACCGCAAGCGCCACGCCUGGUGCUGGUUCUGUGGGCACGUCGACGACGCCUGCUGCACGUGGGGCUGGUCUGCCGAAGAAGAGCCCGCUGGGCGCUGUGAAUGGGCAGGCACGAAAGCGCGCCAAGUUUUCCAUGCCCACGCAGAACAUGGAUGUUGUGCGCAAGAAGCAGGAGCAAGAUUCCAAGGACAUGCCCUGGCGCUACUUUUCCGUCGUCUGGUGCAAGUUCAGCCGCAAGAAGCACAAGACCUGGGAGGGCGACGCCAUCUUGCUGGUGCGACACACGACGGCCAUCUUGAAGGACACGGAGGGCAAGGACGUGUCCAAGAGCACGACGAUGAAGGCCAAGGACCUGGCCAGCUUGAAGGAAGGCGAAACGCUGUACUUUGGCGGCAAGGAGAUUGAGAUUAUGGGCACCAUCAGCGAGGAGGCAUACGCAACGGGCAAGUGCUUCCUUGGCGGCGGAGGUGGGGCCACCAGCAACACGCCCAAGCCCCCAGCCAGGCGCGCCCUGCCAAAACCAAAGGCCUUCAAGCGCGUCACUGCCGGCGGUGGGGCCGCUGGGAACGGCAGUGCCUCUGGCGGUGGCCGCACGUCGCCCACGAAGAAGCCCAUCACCCCGCGCUUCGACCCCAACGCGCCAGGCGCCCUGGUCAUCAACCACCCCGCCGGCGCCAAGCACCAGGUGGUCCCCGUUGUGGUUGACCCGCACCUCGGCGUGCACCUCCGCCCGCACCAGCGCGUGGGCGUGGAGUUUCUCUGGCACUCUGUUGUCGGCAAGCCCCACGUGGAGGGCCAGGGCUGCAUCCUGGGCGACGAGAUGGGUCUUGGCAAGACGCUGCAGUGCAUCACGCUCAUCUGGACUGCGCUCAAGCAGAACCACGACGGCAAGCCCCUGGCCCGCCGCGUCAUGGUCGUGUGCCCGGGCAGCCUGGUGCGCAACUGGGAACAGGAGUUUCGCAAGUGGCUCGGGCGCGAGCGCAUCAAGGUGUUUGUGGUCAAGGCCGACAAGCCCGUGCGCGAGUUUGCCGCGGCCAGCGUGUUCUCCGUGCUGCUGCUGUCCUACGAGAUGCUGCUGCGCAACAUUGCCGACGUCAGCAAGCUCAACCUCGACAUUGUUGUGUGCGACGAGGCGCACCGGCUCAAGAACACGAGCGCCAAGACCACCAUGGCCAUGAUGGGCCUGCGCGCCCGCCGCCGCAUUGCCCUCACCGGCACACCCAUCCAGAACGACCUGCAGGAGUUUUUCGCCAUUGUCGACUUUUGUAACCCAGGCAUCCUCGGCACGCAAGCGACGUUCCGCCGGGUGUAUGAGCGGCCCAUCCUGGAGUCUCGGCAGCCCACGGCGACGCCGGCAGAGCGCAAACUCGGCGACGCGCGCGCCACGGAGCUGACGCGCAUGAUCUCCUCGUUCUGCCUGCGCCGCACCAAGGAAAUCAACCUCAGCUACCUCCCGCCCAAGUCGGACUACGUGCUGUUCUGCCGCCCGUCGCAGACGCAGCUGCAGCUGUACCGCGCCCUGCUGCGCUCCACAGCCGUCAAGUCGUGCUUGCAAGGCCGCCUCUCUGCCGGCAGCCACCUCGUCAUCAUCACCGCCCUCAAGACCCUGUGCAACUCCCCAACCAUCCUCUGCCGCAAAGGCCAGCCCGACGCGGGCAGCGGUCGCUCCCGCACACCCAGGCCAAAGAAGAAGGCGACAGCGACGACGAAGAGCAGCAGCAGCAGCAGCAGCAGCGGCAGUGGUGGUGGUGGUGGUGGUGGUGGUGAUGGCAAUGAUGACGACGACGAUGAUGAUAACGAGGACGAUUUCGUGCGGGAUUUGAUGGUGGAGGAGCUUGGGCGGCCUGCGCUGUCCACGCUGGACGACGUGGAGGACGUGUCGCUGUGCGGAAAGAUGCAGCUGCUCUCGCACAUGUUGCAGCACUGGCGUGCGCACCCGGCCAACGAGCGCGUGCUCAUCGUCUCCAACUCCACCAAGGUGCUUAGCCGCGUGCAGGCCCUGUGCGAGCAGUGCGCUUACCCGUUUCUGCGCCUGCAGGGCAACACGCCCACGCACAAGCGCCUUGAGCUUGUGAACCGCUUCAACAGCCGCGUGCGCGACGACUUUGUGUUUCUCAUGAGCAGCAAGGCCGGUGGCGUCGGCCUCAACAUUGUCGGCGCCUCCCGCCUCAUCCUCUACGACACGGACUGGAACCCAGCCAACGAUCUGCAAGCCAUGGCACGCGUGUGGCGCGAUGGGCAGAAGCGACACGUGUACGUGUACCGCUUCCUGACCACAGGCACGAUUGAGGAGAAGAUUUACCAGCGGCAGGUGCACAAGCAAGGCCUGAGCGGCUCUGUCGUGGACAAGCAGGGCAGCAAGAAGACGGCGGGCACGAAGCAGGUUGCUGGUUUCUCCAUGGAGGAGCUCAAGGACAUCUUCUCCCUGCGUGAGGACACCAAGUCGGACACCAACGACCUGCUCAAGAAGUUUGCUGGCGAGGAUGGCAGUGGCAGCGGGCGCCAGAAGUCUGCCUCGCUCUCCCUCGACACGCUGCUGACGUGGAAUCGGCAGCUGGCGCCGUUUGACCACGCGCGCUUUGACGACGAGGCGCUCAGGGCCGUGGACGACGCAGCAGGGGGCUUGCUCACGUGCGCGUUCCACACGAGCUCCAAAGACGGCGGCGCUGGCGACGUGGACAAGGAGGUGGCUUCGGCCGUGCUCACCGAAGCUGCCAGCGGUGACGACAAUGAUGAGGAAGACGCAGACGAAGGAGACGAGGAAGCAGAGGAGGAGCAAGGGGAAGGAGAAGAGGAGGAGGAGGAGGAGGAGGAGGAGGAGGAGGAAGGUGAAGAGGUGAGCAAGGAGGCAAGCAAAGCCGGCAGCAGCAUCAACACGAGGAGCACGAGCAGCAGCAGUGGCAGCAGUGUGCAGCAAGGAUGGUCCAACAACCUCGACACCCGCGAGCUUGUGCUGGAAGACGAUGAUGAUGACGAUGACGCGUUUGUGCCCUGAUGUGGUCAGCGCAGCCAUGCAAAGAAGCCAGUGUUCGUUGUCCUUCUUCGGUUUCUGUGGUAAUUGAUUGAUGAUUGAUUUCUCUUCAACUGACAGACAGACAGACACAGUGUCCUAAAAGUGCAGCAGCCUGCUGACGCGAGAAGCAAUAAACAAACAGCUUCAGG
This is a messenger RNA of Salpingoeca rosetta, 3413 nucleotides long. Its product is annotated as Rad54b protein. Gene Ontology annotation, cellular component: nucleus. The coding region runs from base 34 to 3246 and encodes 1070 amino acids. Gene Ontology annotation, biological process: double-strand break repair via homologous recombination; reciprocal meiotic recombination. NCBI's taxonomy places the organism in Eukaryota, Choanoflagellata, Craspedida, Salpingoecidae. The transcript has 5 exons. Gene Ontology annotation, molecular function: DNA translocase activity; ATP binding; ATP-dependent chromatin remodeler activity. The record is from RefSeq and is a predicted model, not a curated record.